Messenger RNA from Notothenia coriiceps (black rockcod), 701 nucleotides. RefSeq names its product protein CASC5. The transcript is spliced from 4 exons. Gene Ontology annotation, biological process: attachment of spindle microtubules to kinetochore; protein localization to kinetochore. Gene Ontology annotation, cellular component: nucleus. NCBI's taxonomy places the organism in Eukaryota, Metazoa, Chordata, Actinopteri, Perciformes, Nototheniidae. The annotation marks the transcript as partial. The record is from RefSeq and is a predicted model, not a curated record.
AUGAGAAGUCGCAGGACCACGCCCGCCUCGUUCACAAACUGCUCUCUCAGUACGUAGAGGGAAACACUGACUGGGUGGAGAAGUAUCCAACAAGCAGACAUGUUCCAACGCUGCUGCACGAUGUUAGCCUGGUGGUGAGUCGCUGUCGGCUGCUGGGGGAGGAGCUGCGUCUGCUGAACAUGUGGGGGAGUCUGAAGCUCGAUAUUCUCAGCAUCAGCUGUGUGGACACUCAAGUGGACAUUGUCUUCAGCUGUCUCAAGUCAUUUUCCAAGUUCGAGGUGAUCUUCUCGGUCAGUUUGAUCGCCCGCCACUGUGUCCUUAAAGUGCAGAGCUUCAAGAACAUGAUCGGAAACACAACGAUCGAACAGAUCGAGGUGAUUGUGGCGUCUUUCAGUCCGGCCAAGAACGUCCUGACAAAGAUUGUCAAGAAGAUUCAUGAAACUCUGCUCUGUUGAAACCAGGAAGUUUGAUUCCAUUCGUUAAACUCCUUUGUAUGGCAUAGAUGUUGACAAACUAUAGGAAAAAAUGUAAAUAAUGUACAUUCAUUUUCUUUUUAUUCUGAAAUAUUUUUUACUGUAUUUUAUGUCCCAAUUAAAUACUUGGUGACAUACAUGUCAUGGUGUGCCAACGUACACGUUCAAUUUGUUAGAAUACAUUGUUUUAAUAAUAAUAAAGGUAUUCUGAUUCUGAUUUGGUUUCUU